Penicillium soppii is the source of this 294-nucleotide messenger RNA. RefSeq lists its product as uncharacterized. Lineage: Eukaryota; Fungi; Ascomycota; Eurotiomycetes; Eurotiales; Aspergillaceae. The transcript is spliced from 2 exons. The coding region runs from base 1 to 294 and encodes 97 amino acids. The record is from RefSeq and is a predicted model, not a curated record.
AUGGGUCUCACCAAUUCGGCCAUCAUCGUUAUUGUCCUCGUCGCAUGUCUCGCAGUCACCGCAUUGGGAGCCUCCCUCUUUAAACACUAUAAGCCAGCUGAUAGAGAAACCCCAUUCAGUCCGGGCUAUGAGCAAAAGCUCUACAUGGCUGAGGUGCGGGCACGAGAAUUUGACGCUAUGACACAGGAAUGCUGGGCCAGAGACCCCGAGUCGCGAUAUGUUCCACCUCCCACUUACUAUCGACCCCACAACCAAAUCGAGGACACAAACACGAGAGAUACCGGAAGCUAUUAA